Messenger RNA from Eucalyptus grandis, 1002 nucleotides. RefSeq names its product MDIS1-interacting receptor like kinase 2. Gene Ontology annotation, molecular function: protein kinase activity; ATP binding. The record is from RefSeq and is a predicted model, not a curated record. Bases 1 to 1002 code for a protein of 333 amino acids. The transcript is spliced from 2 exons. NCBI's taxonomy places the organism in Eukaryota, Viridiplantae, Streptophyta, Magnoliopsida, Myrtales, Myrtaceae. Gene Ontology annotation, biological process: protein phosphorylation.
AUGAAGAGCAUUGAAUUAGAGACAUUAAACAAAAAUGGAGAUUUCUUGUCAAUAUGGAAUUAUGAUGGGAGAAUAGCAUAUGAAGACAUAAUCAAUGCAAAGGAAGUUUUUGACAUCAAAUAUUGCAUCGGGACUGGCGGUUACGAUAGUGUUUACGAAGCACAAUUGCCCAAUGAGAAAAUUGUCGCAUUGAAGAAACUUCACCGUCUUGAAGCAGAGGACCCAUCUUUUGACAAGAGCUUCCGAAAUGAAGUGAAACACUUGACAGAAGUACGACAUAGAAGCAUAAUCAAGCUCCAUGGUUUCUGCUUACACAAGCGAUGCAUGUUCUUGGUCUAUGAGUACAUGGAAAGGGGGAGUCUGUUCUAUGCCUUAAGAGAUGAUGUGGAAGCGGUGGAAUUGAUUUGGUCUAAAAGAAUCAAUAUUGUCUGGGACAUGGCAUAUGCCUUGUCAUACCUGCACCAUGAUUGCGCUCGACCAAUUGUUCAUCGAGACAUAUCUAGCAACAACAUUUUGCUCGACAACAAAAUGCAAGCUUUCCUUUCAGAUUUUGGCACGGCAAGACUUAUUGAACCUAAUUUCUCAUCUAAUCUCACAGCAAAUGUCGUGGGCACUUGUGGAUAUAUAGCACCAGAGCUUGCUUACACUUUAGUUGUCAAUGAAAAAUGCGACAUAUAUAGCUUUGGAGUGGUAGCAAUGGAAACAAUAAUGGGAGAGCAUCCCAGUAAGAUCAUUUUAAUACUAUCAACACUUUUCAAAGAAGAUAUUAUGCCACAUCAAUUAUUAGACCCACGCUUGUCAAUCCCUAAAGAGAAUUCUAUCGCAAGAAGUAUCAUUCUGAUAGUUUUUCUAGCACUUGCUUGCUUAAAUAAUGAUCCAAAGAAGCGACCCACAAUGAAACAAGUGUCUGAAGCUUUUCUAGCUCCAAAACCAGAGCUGUCCAGGCCCUUCAAUUCAAUCUCACUUGCGCAGCUCCAAGAAAAUAGUCAAGGAGUGUGGUGA